AUGUUCUCUGCGUGCUUUGGAACUGGCCGUCGCCGGUGGUCAGAAGAACAAGAGCAGGAGCCGCUGCUCCCCCAGUAUGAUGAUGCUACUUCGCGCCAGCGACGCCUUCACCAGAAGCUGCACACAUACCAGAUGCUCCGCGCCUUGUCCAAGGGAUUCAUGCCAUCUAACGAUCAGACCAUCAUCAGCCUCCGUACUCUACUUGCUGCUGACAUGCUCAGCCCAAACAGCAACACCCAGCUCAGCGACUCCGGACGGGCCCUGGUGCACUACGUCAAGCAAUGGUUGAAGCAGUUGAUCGAGCUCCUGCAGCACAAAAAUGCAGGCGACCAGAUUCAGGACUUCCUCUGGUAUUUGUCACAGGCAAGAGUGUCUAUUGACAUGGAGCACAUCGCCCAGCGCGCUAGCAAGGCUAAAGCUACUGCUGACCGGGCGGCAGUGUACCGCAGCCUUCAGACUGUUGGCUCCCUGCUCCUUACCAACUCGGAUUUCCGCUUGUUCCUCAGCGACCUCGAUGUUGUCGCUCGCGACGUCUUUAAAGACACAGCGUUCGCCAUUUCCGAAGCCUCGCAAGAGGCUGGCAAGCGCCUUGGGCCCUCUAGCGCAGAACAAGAUUCGGUAAAACAGCUAAUCAACAACUCCCGGAGCCCGCCGUCGCAACAAGAACUGGUUAACCAGACUGCCGAAUUUUCCGAUGUUCUGAGUGGAACAGCCUCUGCGGUUGCCGACGAGGCCGAGAACAGUGUGCUCCAAAGGUUAGAAGGCCCAGAGAAGGGCGCAAUGGUCCGCCGCCUAAAGGAUACUGUGAUGAAUCUUCGUCAACGCCGUGACUACUCGAAUUCGGUCACCACGCUGUCGCUUCUCUUCAAGCGCUAUGCGGUGGCUUACUCACGCAUUGCUCGUGACGCAGUUCAGGCCGUUGACGAGGAUGUAGAUCAUAAUCGUGAGAUGGAUCAGGCUCUGCGGAACUUCUGGGCCUUCCUCAGGUCAUUUGGCGAGAAAAACCACUGGGAGGAGCUAGAGAAACGAACCAACGCAGUUAUGGAACAUGGACGCGAGGACCCCGAUUUUGAGGACUUCGUGGGACAAUUGGGAAACGCGCUCCAAGAUAUGUUUACCGACCCGUCCUUCUUCGACAAUGCCGAGCAGCGAUUCCAGGAGCUCCGCGCUCAUUUCAGACAGGUAUCGUCUCACUCUUCUCUGCGGGACGACGUAGACGAGUUGUUGUCGCAAUUGCAGUCAACCUUGUACUCGGUGCUUAGGGACAAGGAUGUGGCCAGCCUCAUCAAGACGUCAACCACCAUCGGCAGCAUCCUAUCGCCAAAAAACCACUACGCGAACUCGGACCUGUUGGCGGACGCAAUCAACGUGUUUGUCCCGUUACUAAUUCAGUCGAUCAAUUACGUCCCUAUCCCCAGGCUCGAAGUUUCCACACCCCAACUGGACCUCCUGCUCGAGAACCUCGUCCUCGAACCCGGCAGUACGAUCAACCAUACAUCAUUCUUUCCCUACAAGCUUCGCAUUGAGACGCUCAAUGAUGUCGAGAUCCGCAAGGCAAGGUUCCGGACAACGUCGGCCGUCAAGACAUUAAUGAGGGUCAGAGUAGACGGCUUCUCGGUCCGGGCGGAGGAGAUUGGUUUUUGGCUCCGAGCACAUUCAGGCCUCUUACGGCUAGCAGACCAAGGAGUUGCCUCGUUUGAACUUGACGAGAGGGGUCUUGAUGUCCAGCUCGACAUCGAAGUUGGCAGGGACAGGCUUGAAAAGAUCCUCACCCUCAGGGGCGUCAAGGUGCGUAUCCACAAGCUCAAUUGGAAGUUGCGGCGAAGCAAGUUCAGCUUGUUUGCGUGGAUUUUCAAGCCCUUCCUCAAGCCCAUCAUUCGCAAGACCAUGGAGAUGAAAAUCGCAGCUGCCAUCGGAGACGCCUUACAUUUCGCAAACCGCGAGCUCCUCUACGCGCGAGAAAGGCUCCGGGCCACACGAAUUGCGGAUCCGGAGGAUUUGAAAACCUUCUUCAAGGCUGUGCUGGCGAGGCUAGUCCCUGCUGAUGAUCCCGACCUCUACACCAGGAUCGGGGUGGCACAGCCAGGGCACGGCGUGUUUGAGGGUGUUUAUACUCCCGGUAGUCUCGUCAAGCUUUGGAGGGACGAGGCCGCUGAGGCGCCGCAAAGGAUCCGCGAGAAUGAGAGAGAUGGCUGGCGGAACAGUAUUUUCGACGUUCAGGCGAGGAUGCCCACUUGA
Molecule: messenger RNA, 2238 nt
Organism: Chaetomium globosum CBS 148.51
Lineage: Eukaryota; Fungi; Ascomycota; Sordariomycetes; Sordariales; Chaetomiaceae
Exons: 2
Coding region: 1-2238 (745 amino acids)
Molecular function (GO): lipid binding
Source: RefSeq, a predicted model, not a curated record